Prunus persica (peach) is the source of this 2305-nucleotide messenger RNA. Its product is annotated as calcium-dependent protein kinase 34. Gene Ontology annotation, biological process: protein autophosphorylation; intracellular signal transduction; peptidyl-serine phosphorylation. The record is from RefSeq and is a predicted model, not a curated record. The coding region runs from base 333 to 1937 and encodes 534 amino acids. NCBI's taxonomy places the organism in Eukaryota, Viridiplantae, Streptophyta, Magnoliopsida, Rosales, Rosaceae. Gene Ontology annotation, molecular function: ATP binding; calcium/calmodulin-dependent protein kinase activity; calmodulin binding. The transcript has 8 exons. Gene Ontology annotation, cellular component: cytoplasm; nucleus.
UAUAGGAAUGAUAAAAAAAUGAGAGCCUCCCACGUAUAUGAGACGCACCUAAAGACUGUUUCAAAGCCCUUCCCAAGGUUUGCAAACUUUCCCAAACUACCAAGCCCCUACAAUCCCUCAUUAUCAGUCCUCUGCAUUACCCUCGUCAGUCCAACCUGUAACCCUUCUUUCCUUUGCCACCUUUCUAACUUUCUCUCUCUUUCUCUUUCUUUUCCUAAUUGUGUCUCUCUCCACACCCAACCCUUUCUUCAGCCCCAAAAAUUAACCCAACAUUGCCUCUCUUGGCCACACCCAAGAUCCUAACCCCCCGCUCUCUCUCUCUGCCUUCCACCAUGGGCAACUGUUGCUCUCAACGCAGCACCGAGGAUGCCCCAAAUGACGACAAUAAGGGAGACAACAACAAUGCCCCGGACAAUAACCCUAGUGCUGCCCAUGCCUCCAGCCAGAACCCCUCAAACCCGGCCGCUCAUCCCAAACCUAAUGCUUCGCCAACUGACGGCAAGGCUGCCAGGCCUGGCCCCAUUGGCCCCGUCUUAGGCCGUCCCAUGGAGGACGUCCGCUCCAUGUACUCCAUAGGUAAGGAGCUCGGGCGGGGCCAGUUUGGGGUCACACACUUGUGCACGCACAAGGCCACGGGAGAGCACUUCGCUUGCAAGACAAUUGCCAAGCGGAAGCUGGUGAACAAGGAGGAUAUUGAGGAUGUGAGGAGGGAGGUACAAAUCAUGCAUCAUUUGACGGGGCAGCCCAACAUUGUGGAGCUCAAGGGAGCUUAUGAGGACAAGCAGUCGGUUCAUUUGGUCAUGGAGUUGUGCGCCGGAGGAGAGCUUUUUGAUCGUAUCAUCUCGAAGGGACAUUACACCGAACGCGCUGCUGCCGCGUUGUUGAGGACCAUUGUUCAGAUCGUGCACACCUGUCAUUCCAUGGGGGUUAUUCACAGAGAUCUCAAGCCUGAGAAUUUCCUUUUGCUCAAUAAAGAUGAACACUCUCCGCUUAAGGCUACAGAUUUUGGCCUGUCCGUCUUUUACAAACAAGGAGAAUUAUUCAAGGAUAUUGUUGGUAGCGCGUAUUACAUUGCACCAGAAGUGUUGAAGAGGAGAUAUGGGCCAGAAGUGGAUAUAUGGAGUGUUGGAGUCAUGUUGUACAUUCUUCUCAGUGGUGUUCCUCCUUUCUGGGCAGAAUCGGAACAUGGGAUAUUCAAUUCAAUUUUACGUGGCCAACUCGACUUUUCAAGCGACCCUUGGCCUUCAAUAUCACAUCAAGCAAAGGAUCUUGUGAGGAAGAUGUUGAACUCAGACCCCAAGCAGAGAUUGACAGCCUUCCAAGUUCUCAAUCACCCAUGGAUUAAGGAGGAUGGUGAAGCACCUGAUGUUCCUCUCGACAACGCUGUGCUCAGCAGGCUCAAACAGUUCAAAGCAAUGAACCAGUUCAAGAAAGUUGCACUUCGGGUCAUUGCGGGAUGCCUAUCAGAGGAAGAAAUCAUGGGAUUGAAAGAGAUGUUCAAGAGCAUAGAUACAGAUAACAGUGGGACUAUAACACUUGAAGAGCUAAAGCAAGGACUUGCCAAGCAAGGGACAAAGCUAUCUGAAUUUGAAGCUAAGCAAUUAAUGGAAGCAGCGGAUGCUGAUGGCAACGGAACCAUAGACUACGAUGAGUUCAUCACAGCAACAAUGCACUUGAAUCGGAUGGAUCGAGAAGAGCAUCUCUACACUGCCUUCCAACACUUUGAUAAAGAUAACAGCGGGUAUAUCACGACCGAAGAGCUAGAGCAAGCCCUCCGAGAAUACGGCAUGCAUGAUGGAAGGGACAUACUUGAAAUCAUUGCUGAAGUUGACGCUGAUAACGACGGUCGAAUCAACUACGAUGAAUUCUGUGCAAUGAUGAGAAAAGGGAACCCCGAAGCAAACCCGAAGAAGCGGCGUGAUGAUAUAUUUGUUUGAUUAAUUUGGGUUGGUGCACAAGGAUAUGCAAUGAAGUAUUAUCAUUGGGGAAAGUGGCAAAUAGAGAAAACGUCUGUCCAUCAUCGUGAUUUUAAUUAUCCAAGGAGAUUAAGGGAGAUUAAUUUGGGAGAGAGAUUAAUUUUGGUGCUCAUGGAUGUUCAUCAUGUACAGUAUCUUAUAAAAAAAAAAGAGAAGAAAAAAUGGGAGGGGCUUUGGGAGAGAAGGUGGCUCAAGACAACUCUUGUGUUAGUUGGUGGGGGGUUAAUUAAUUUGAGGGUUGUAAAUUAAGUCCAAAAAUGCAUGUCUGGUCACAAGAUCCUCCAUCUCCUGCUUGUGAAAAUUGUAUCUGUCAAAUAUAUUUUUCGAAA